UUAGUAACACACAUAUAAAAAUUAAUUAACAAAACAGAUACAAAUAAUUACGUGGAAUAAAACAAAUAUCCGGAUUAAAACAGAGCAACAAAAACAACAACAAUGACGGUAAUAGAGGGCAACAAAGACGAAGCAAUGCGCUGCAUCGAUAUUGCUGUGCAAGCUUUGACCGAGGGUAAAUUGGAAAAAGCCGAGAAAUUCCUAUUAAAAGCCGAGAAACUAUUCCCAACGGAAAAGGCCAAAGUACUCCUUUCCAAGGUGAAAAGUUUUCCCUCAAAUGGCGGUUCAUCGUCGGCUGGCGGUUCAUCACAGCGUGACAGUGAAACCGAUGGCGUUCGCAAACGCAAAAAUUCCGAUUCACGUAAUGCUGAACCCGAUUAUACCGCCGAACAAAUGGAAGCUGUUCGUAAAGUGAAAAAAUGCAAAGAUUAUUAUGAAAUUUUAGGCGUUACCAAGACAUCAACAGAUUCGGAAAUUAAGAAAGCCUAUAAGAAACUUGCCUUACAAUUGCAUCCGGAUAAAAAUCGUGCCCCUGGUGCUGUUGAAGCUUUCAAGGCCGUCGGUAAUGCUGCCGCCAUUCUUACAGAUCCUGAAAAACGUAAACAAUACGAUUUAUAUGGCAUUAAUGAUUCACAUAGUGGUGGUGGCGGCGGAGGCGGCAAUGGUGGUAUGCGUAAUGGCUAUUAUACCAGUGAUUUUGGCUAUUCGCGUGGUUUCCAAGCCGACGUCAGUGCUGAGGAAAUUUUCAAUAUGUUCUUCGGUUCUGGAUUUCCACAACAAAAUGUCUAUAUGAGAUCAAAUCGACGACGCCAGCAAAGGGAAGAAAGAGAGAAUCAAUCUUCAUCAUCGGCUUUGAUUAAUUUAUUGCCUAUUUUGGUUUUGAUUGGCCUAUCAAUGAUGUCGUCAUUCUUUAUUUCGGACCCCAUCUAUAGCUUGACACCAUCACACAAAUAUUCGGUGAAACGUGAAACCAAUUCAUUGAAGAUACCCUACUAUGUUAAGGACAAUUUCUAUUCGGAAUAUCAAGGUUCGGUGGGACGAUUAGAGGAAUCGGUUGAGGAAGAUUUUAUAAAUCAUUUGAAGUUAUCAUGCAGUCGAGAAAGAAAUUAUCGUGAUUCAAUGCUAGCUAAAGCUCGUAGUUUUGGUGAUCGUGACUUGUUCCGCAAGGCCCAAAAUAUUAAUAUGCCCUCGUGUGAAAAUCUUCAAAAGUAUUUGAAUACAUAGUUUAAGACGGUUCAACACUAUCAUUAGAAACAAACAAACCAACAAAAAAAU
This is a messenger RNA of Musca vetustissima, 1275 nucleotides long. Its product is annotated as dnaJ homolog subfamily B member 12. Gene Ontology annotation, molecular function: Hsp70 protein binding. Gene Ontology annotation, biological process: cellular response to misfolded protein. The record is from RefSeq and is a predicted model, not a curated record. The transcript is spliced from 5 exons. Lineage: Eukaryota; Metazoa; Arthropoda; Insecta; Diptera; Muscidae. Bases 103 to 1224 code for a protein of 373 amino acids. Gene Ontology annotation, cellular component: endoplasmic reticulum membrane.